Messenger RNA from Coffea arabica (coffee), 1056 nucleotides. The record is from RefSeq and is a predicted model, not a curated record. Lineage: Eukaryota; Viridiplantae; Streptophyta; Magnoliopsida; Gentianales; Rubiaceae.
AUGAGGAACGAGAUUGCUGACUUUCUUUCUCUCGGAACCAUCAAAAGAAAAAGGAUCAGACACCUGCUGGGAGUCGGGGAGCUUUUGUCACAGGGCCAGCAAAACAACAGGCCUCCCCUGCCUUCUGGUUUACUCCAGAAGAAGGAUUCUGUUACUGUUGGAUUAGUCAAUGAGUUGGACUUCCUUUUGAAUCGGAUUCUUCAAUCGAAAUUGGAUUCUUUUUUCCCCAACGUCAUUUCCGUGGUGGGCAUUGGCAGCUUGGGGAAGACAACCCUUGUGAGUUCGGCACAGCGCGACUUUGACCAAUUGUGGGGAGCUUUAGGUUCCAUUCUUAAGCAACUUGUACCGACCGUCAACGAGAUGUUUAGAAACUGUUCUAUUAUGGGCAUCACCAUCAACAUUCACAGCCUACUGGCUUCUGCAAAAUGCUUGGUGGUUAUUGAUGAUUUGUGGUCACUAGAUUACCUAGACUGGCUAAGCAGUUUUUUAGGAAUUAGGGAAACAGCUAGUAAAUUAGUAGCCAGCACUCGGUUUCAGGAAUUAGCAACAUCCAAUCCAUCGAUUGAACUUUUCAAGUUGAGGCACCUGACUGAAGAGGAAAGUUUGGAGCUCCUUGUUCGCAGAGUAUACGUGAAUAUCCCUAAAGAUCCGCAGUUGCACGGGAUGUUAGAAUUUAUUGUGAAAAGAUGCAAAGGCAUACCGUUGGCCAUUAAUGUGCUUGGAAGCUUGUUGGCAACAAAGCAGACAUCAGGUGAGUGGAAGGCAGCUCUUCGUGCUAUGGAGUUGUGCAACGUCCAUCAAGAAGAUAGUUUGCAGCUCUUUUGUUUCCUUUAUUUGGGCCUCUUCUCUGAGCAACCAAGCAUAGAGGUGGAAACACUAUACCAGCUGUGGAUGGCUGAAGGUUUUGUACAACCAAAUAACGAAGAAUCUGCAAUAACAACGGCGGAUGCAGCGGAUCAGUAUCUGGAUGAAUUAGCAACCAGAGGUUUUGUUGACGUUAAUGAAGCUGAGGUUCCGAAUAGCAGCGAUUCAAAUCUUGUCGUCUGCAUGGCAUGA